Molecule: messenger RNA, 8679 nt
Organism: Pantherophis guttatus
Lineage: Eukaryota; Metazoa; Chordata; Lepidosauria; Squamata; Colubridae
Product: G protein-coupled receptor kinase 5-like
Biological process (GO): regulation of signal transduction; signal transduction; protein phosphorylation
Cellular component (GO): cytoplasm
Molecular function (GO): G protein-coupled receptor kinase activity; ATP binding
Source: RefSeq, a predicted model, not a curated record
UCUUGGAACGUUUUGUAGGCAGUUUGCUCGCUACGGGGCUCUUUCUAGUAUCGCUGCUAUUUCCUGCUGGGACAGAAGGAUUCCAGAGGUCUCGCCUUCGCUUCCCCCGCCACCUCGCUUUCGCUUGCUCUGCGCCGGCGGGGAGAAUUUCCUCUUCACUCGCUUCCCCCUUUUGGAAGGACCCCCUGAUCGGCAUUUCUUGGGCUUGGGGGGGGGGGUUGAGAAGAAGCAUCGCGCCCCUCAAUCCCGCCUGCCCAUCUCCCGGCGGCUGAGCUCCAGGGUCUUCUCCUCCUGCCCCCUCCCCGGGCAUGCUUGGCUGGGCAGGAGGGUAAGGGGGCUUUCCUUUCUUCAGCGCUGCUGACCCCCUCCGCCCGCCCCAGGCGAGGAGCUUUCACCGGCGCCGGAAAGCCGCGCGGUUCCGCUGGCGGAGGGGGGGGGGACGGGACGAAGGAGCGCCGGUAAGAGGAUUUCUCUCUGGUCUGGAUUGCAUUGCGGCGGUUGUUCCGAAGGUGGGGGAGAGGAUCCUGCUUCCCCCUCACGCCCUGCCGGAUCUUAGUUUCGAUCCACUUGCGGGCAACCGAGAGCCGGCGCUGGGCUGGAAGGGAUGUGAUACCUUGAGGUCUAGGAUGCUGGCGGCCUCUUUUUAAAAAGCCGGAGAGAACAGCAGUUUUGCGAAGACGACGGCGAGGAAGCAGCCGCUUCUCCCCUCAAGAACCUUGAUUUUCGGGUCCGGUUUGCCCCCCUCUCUCUUUCCCUUCGGGAUUGUGCCGCACCGCAGCAUCUUCCAAGCUGGAGCGCCAUGGAGCUGGAGAACAUUGUAGCCAAUACAGUUUUACUGAAAGCCAGAGAAGGAGGUGGAGGGAAACGAAAAGGAAGGAGCAAGAAAUGGAGAGAGAUCCUCAAGUUCCCGCACAUCAGCCAAUGCGAUGAGCUCCGGAAAGGGUUGGAACGAGAUUACAACAGUUUGUGUGACAAGCAACCCAUCGGUCGACUGCUAUUUCGACAGUUUUGUGAGACUCGGCUGGAACUUCUACGGUGUAUCCACUUCCUGGAUGCUGUGGCAGAAUUUGAGCUUUCUCCAGAUGAGAAACGCAAGGAAAUGGGAGAAGAAGUCAUUCAGCAGUUUUUCAACAAGGAGUCCCUGGGCUAUAUGGCAGAAAUUUGUGAACUACUUAUGAACCAGUGCAUAGAAGACCUACAGAGAAGCCCUUGCAAGGACCUCUUUGGCAGCUGUGUACAGCGGCUGCAUGAAUACCUGAGUGGUGCCCCUUUCACAAAUUACCAGGACAGCAUGUAUUUUGACAGAUUCCUCCAGUGGAAAUACCUGGAGAGGCAAUCCGUGACCAAAGACACCUUCAGGCAAUACCGGAUCCUAGGCAAGGGAGGCUUCGGAGAGGUUUGUGCAUGCCAAGUACGUGCUACAGGGAAGAUGUACGCUUGCAAAAAGCUGGAGAAGAAGCGCAUCAAGAAGCGGAAAGGGGAAGCGAUGGCUCUGAACGAGAAACAGAUCUUGGAGAAGGUCAAUAGCCGAUUUGUGGUCAGUUUGGCUUAUGCGUAUGAAACCAAGGAUGCUCUGUGCCUGGUCCUCACAAUCAUGAAUGGAGGUGACCUGAAGUUUCACAUCUACAACAUGGGCAACCCGGGUUUUGACAAUGAGCGGGUCAUCUUCUACGCUGCAGAGAUUUGCUGUGGCCUUGAACAUUUGCACCGGGAGGGCAUUGUUUACAGGGACUUAAAGCCAGAGAACAUUCUCCUGGAUGAUGAUGGGCAUAUACGGAUCUCAGAUCUGGGGCUGGCCAUUAAGAUCCCCGAAGGUGACACCAUCCGUGGCCGUGUAGGAACUGUGGGCUAUAUGGCUCCUGAAGUAAUUAAUAAUGAACGCUACUCCUUCAGCCCAGACUGGUGGGGGCUUGGCUGCCUCAUCUAUGAGAUGAUCGAGGGCCAAUCACCAUUCCGGGCCCGCAAGGAACGGGUGAAGAGGGAAGAGGUAGAAAAGCGGGUUCAGGAGGACCAUGAACAGUAUUCAGACAAGUUCUCUGAAGAUGCCCAAGCCAUCUGCAAGUUGCUCCUAACUAAAGACCCUAAGCAGAGGCUCGGAAACAAAAGUGAGGGGGCCGUCCAGGUGAAGCAGCAUCCAUUCUUCAGGACAAUCAAUUUCAAGCGACUGGAAGCUGGGAUUAUGAAGCCCUCAUUUGUGCCAGAUCCUCGGGCUGUGUACUGUAAGGACGUACUGGACAUUGAACAAUUCUCCACUGUGAAGGGUGUCAACUUAGACCAAACCGACAAUGACUUCUAUGCCAAAUUUGCCACAGGCUGUGUCUCAAUCCCCUGGCAGAACGAGAUGAUCGAGACAGAAUGCUUUAAGGAUCUCAACAUCUUUGGACCAAAUGGCACCCGAUCCCCGGAUCUGGACUGGAAGCAGCUCCCUGACCCACCCAAGCGUAGCCUCUUGCAGAGGCUCUUCCGGCGUAACCCAAGUGACUUCACCAUCAGCACCAACGUACAUUCCAACCUGUCAGCAGCCCCUUCACCAGCUUGGCCCAUGGCACAGGCUCCCUCCUGACCUCUGGAACUAGCACUCAUCCUUUGCCUUCUCAGGGUUGCCUUAGGCUGAUAUAUGGAAGUCCCUGUCUUGGGCCAGGCUCUGUUACUGCUGGGAGCUGAAGGAACACAGCCUUCCAAUCGGCAGGGCAGCAAUGGUCCAGAAGACCUUUGCCACCUCCUGGUGCUGAUGUGGAUUGGGGGCAUGGAGACUCUUCUUGUCCAGAACCUUGGCUGCUGCUUAUUGACAGGGUCUUCCUUCAACUUUCUGUACUUUGACUGCAUAGGGAGCAUCCAUGGCUCUCCCCCAUUUCCUUUAUCUCAUCACCUCCUGACCCAACUUUCAUGGGAGAUCAAGUGGGGAGAUGUACCUGAGAAGGAAGAAUUUAAAAACAGAAAGAACUACCAAUGACACCUGGAGAUGGCAGAGAUGAAGGCUGGAGUCUUAAACUGGAGAGAAAAAGCUUGGACAAAAUUGCAAUGGGGAUGAGAAAGACUCCCCACUCUUGCACUGGCAUUUCCAGAGACUGGUGGAUAAGUGUGUGUUGGUUUGUGCGUGGAUGUAUAUUGAACGGUUAGCUCCUUGGAGUUCAUUCAGGGUUUUUCCAGGGAUCUCUCCCACCCACACUAUCAAUUCUACAGCCUGGGGCAAAGCCAGAAUGUGGAAGACAAAGAAAGUUGAAGAGCAAUUGGUUGUCUUUCUUUUAGGACAUCAUUUCUUGGCUGGUCAUCCUCUAGCUGUGCUGGACUGUCCAGCACCUCUCAUCCCUUAGCAAUACAGCCUUUAGACCAGAUUGUUGGGCGGGGUCAACUGGAAUCCAGGACAUGUGGAAAUCCCCAGAUGCAGAAUGCUGCUUUAGAGGCUCUCAACAGGAAAAGACAGAGAGGUGAGAUGGAUGACAUCUCAGCCUGCAUAAAGGCUUCAGUGUUCCCAAACCCUGACUUUAACCUCAACCUGCAGUGUUGAAGAUAUAUUUUUUAAAUCCUACAUAUUUUAAUUUUUAUUACAAUUGUUUCCAUAGGCCUGCUAUUCAUUUAUUUUAUUUCCUUUCCUUUCUGUCUCUGUAUUUCCCCCAUUCUCACUUGACCUUUCCUUUUUCUCUUUAUGCCACCCAGCCUAGUUGGUUCCUGUUGUGUUAAAGCAGAUGCAGGGUCUACCCUGAUUGUUAUCAUAUGCUCAAGUACGAUGGAACCAGGCAAUUUCAUCCCAUUGGUUCCAAAAACUCCAACAUCCAAAUGGGAUGAUAGUGAAAAGACCGACUGCAGGUGGACAAUUGUCUUCUAAAACCCUCCUCUACAUUGGAAAAUAAAAACCUCUCUGUAAGUAGAAAAGCAGAAUAAGACUGGGUUAAAGUUUUAACCCAUAAUAUUCUGGAUUUCUACUUUCAAAGAGAGUCUUCUCACCCACCCUGCCCCAAGCACAAGGCUCAAGUGCAUUGGGUCUAUUUUAAUUUUUGCCCUAGGCUUGGGCAGGACUAAUACAAAAGUAAAUGAAGCCAACCAAUUGGAGCCAAAGGCUUAGCAAAAUAAAGAACAGGGUGAUUUUAGAAAAAGAAUGGAAUUUGAGGUCACAGUAUUGUCUUGACUUUUGAUUACCCUAAUGCAGUGGCCCUCAACCUUUUGGGCACCAGGAACUGGUUCCGUGGAGAGAGGUUUUUCUGUGGACCAGAGGGAGUGUGGUUUCGUGUGCUGCCUGCAUCCUGUGGAUGGGGCUUCGCUUGUUUGCAUGGCCUGGUUUCUGGCAUACCACGGCCCAGUGUUGGUCCAUGGACCGGGGGUUGAGGGACCCCUGCCCUAAUGUGCUUCAUUUCAGGAAAAAAGGAUCAUUUUGUUGCUGCUAUUGCUAAAUAAGUGGAAAUCCCUGUUGCUUCUUUUCUUUGAAAAUGAUAGCAAUGAUGAUGCAGAGAGAAAUGCACAGGGAGAGCAUUUCUCCCUAGGCUUAGAGAAGAAGUAAGAGAAGGGGGAAAGGACAAGUGUGGAGAGGGCAGGGAAGACUCACCCUAGGAAACUUUGUUCCCAAAUUUCUCCAAACCCAAACAGGAAACAGGGCUCUGGAGUUGUGUUGAGGAACAGUGUGGAAGUUAUGAUGCUUAUAGCUCUCAGAGGCUGGUGGAGCACAACUCUCAGCAUCUCUUACCUUAGCCCUUCCUAGGUGGCCCUGGUGGAAAUGGUCAUUUAACAACUUCUGGACGGCUAUAGAUUUUCUACUUCUAAACAGGGCUAGGUUUUCUUUAGCUUCUAAUAUACCUACUUUAGUGCUCCAGUUUGACUCUGUUUCCCACCUUCACUUCUCUUCCAUUUGUUUUUAUGAUCAUAGGAAGCUCUAAAGCAGGGGUCUCCAACCUUGGCAACUUUAAGACUUGUGGACUUCAACUCCCAGGAUUCCUCAGCCAGUUUAAGUUGCCAAGGCUGGAGAUCCCUGCUCUAAAGGAUAGGAUAAUAGAUCUACGGACAAAGCUGCUGCUUUCCCUUCAGGCUGCCAGUGUGUGAUGCUCUUCCACUGAUUUCUGUGGCUCAGGCUGAGACUGGAACAAUGCAUCCGUUCUAAGAUAACUAUAAGGAGCUUCCCAAAUUCUGAGGUUUCCCCUCCAAUGCCAUCACACGUUGCAAAGGUCAGGGGAAGAUAGAUCUAUUUUUACUCAGAAUUCCUUCUCUAUCUUAUCGCUUGGCUGUUGCGUGACCUGCUGAGGGAAAGGCUUGCUCUCAGCCUGGUGCUUUAUUUUUUAAAUAGGCAGAGACAUCCUUGGUAUAGGAAGGACUUUCUGGGUGAAAUAUCAGAGAAAUGCGGUAAGCUGGUUUCUCAGCAGUCAGACUUCAAUAUGGGAAAUGCCCUCUGAUCCUCCAGCGGCAGGUGUGAAAAUUUGGGCUUACCCUUGACUAGCUGAACCCCAAUGAACAGCCUGACCCAAGCAGUGAAGCUCGUCUGUUCAUUAAAUCCCAAGUUUUAGCAAGCCCCAUCUAGAGAAUUUGAUUUCCUUAAGGCUCAACUCCUUAAGGAUGACUAAAGACCAGAGGCUGUCUUUGAGGCCAGAGAGAGAGGGGAGAAGUUGGGGCCUUCCUCUUGUGCAAAUGACACCAUGCUGAUAUUUUGGAUGGAUGCCUGACUUUUAAUAACUGUAUGGUAGGCAAAGGGUCCACUGGUAGAACCAGAAAGAAAUUGCAGUCUUUCUCUGUGGGUGUGAUUGUUUAAAAACUGGAUCAUGGUCAAGGAAAUGGAGACUUCUCUUAAUGCCCAAGGUAAACAACUGAACUUCCUGAGCUGUUGGCAUUUUUCCACUCCGUUACUUUUGCUUUUUUGGAAUCUCAGUUCCUUCUCUAACUUCAGUUGCCCCUCCCUAAAUUUGUAGCAUGGAGAUUUGUUUUAAAACAAAAACAAUCCAAGUUAGUGGGAAAAGUAAAUAGGCAUGAAAUCCUGGUACAGGGUCCACAUACCCGCUUUGCAUCUUUGCUCUGCCCACUAGGACCCUUCCAAAAACAUAAGUGUCCCCUGAAAGUUGCCUGUUUUUUUUCCAGGAGCCUGUCUAAUGCCACUUCACUAUAAGUUCAAACAAGAGAUGUUUGCAAAGAGAAGAAACCACACAGGUGGCUGUGUGGCUUUGCAUAGGGAAAACACAUGGCAGCAAACAGGCAGCCAAGCUUCCUUCCCACCUUCCAUUUCUGUGCGAAAACUGACUCUCCAUCUGUGGAUUAUUCCACAAAGCUGCCUGCAUUAGCAUUAGAACACAAAUGUAGAGUGGGGAUCCCAGGGUUUCUUUUUCUUAAUAUAUAAUUCAACUCCAGAAAUUAAGUGAUUCCUUCCUCCCCUGACCAAUUUUCCAUGUGGGCUGAUGGAUCCUUAGUUGCCUCCUGAAAGAGAUUGGAUUGGCUUCUUAGGAGGAUUGUGUGAACCAAUCCAAAGAAGGUCCAAGCUGAAGAGGUUGACCCUACUUUUCUAAGAAUAAAUGGAUUUGGAUUGCUUUGACUUUCAAGAACAGAGGUUCUAGAAAGGACCUCCUGCUCUAAUAUUAACAGAUCAGGCAGAAAAUGAUUCAUGUUGCUAUAAAGAGCUAUGGGCAGAUUUCAUGCCAGAUUGGGUAUGAAUUGAUACUAGAAGAUAUGCAUAUUUCCACAUGAACGAAGACCAGUCCAAAUCCAGCAUCUUUGAGCAGACGUGAUGACCUAGCCAUGCCUGCUCCCCUUCUUAAAGACGCAAAAGAUUCCAUUGCACAAAUGGUUUUGUACAAGCAGUCCUCAACUUAUAACCACAACUUGCUAAGCAAGGUGGUUGUUGAAUGAGUCAUUGCCCAAUUGUAUAGCCUUCUGUGCCCCAGUUCUUAAGCAAACCUGGCUUCCCUUAUUGAAUUUAGUCAUUCGAAGCUGGCUGGGAAGGUCCCAAGUAGCGAUCAUGUGACCCGAAGAUGCUACAACUGUCAUAAAUAUAGGCUGGUUGCCGAGCGCCUGAAUUUUGAUCAGGUGACCAUGGGAUGUUGCCACUAUUCUAAGUAUGAGAACCAGUUGUAAGUUACUUUUUUCAGCGCUGUUGUAACUUUGAACAGUUGCUAAACGGAUAUAAGUAGAGGACUACCUAUAGGAUUUCCAUUGCCGUCUAAUAGAAGGAAAGGCUAUCUCAGGAGUAACAGAAUUGGAAAGGACCUUGGAGGUCUUCUAGUCCAACCCCCUGCUCAGGUAGGAAACUCUAUACUAUUUCAGACAAAUGGUUGUCCAAUUUCUUCUUAAAAUCUCCAGUGUUGGAUCAUCCACAACUUCUGGAGGCAAGUUGUUCCACUGAUUCAUCAUUCUCACUGCCAGGAAAUUUUUCCUUAGUUCUAGGUUGCUUCUCUCCUUGAUUAGUUUCCAUUCAUUGCUUCUUGUCCUGCCUUCAGGUGCUUUGGAGAACAGCUUGAUCCCCUCUUUUUUUGUGGCAACUUCAUUAAUGCCAACCUGACCCAUUGUGCAAGAUUUUGGAGAUCCUGUUAAUUGAAAUAGUAGCCUCUCUUGACAUAUUGAUUCCUAGUAGUCGUCCAAAAAUUUAACUGAUAGAAAGGGAAUUGAUUCUAUAGAUGGGUCAUCCAAUGAACAGUGUUUAUAUCAUUUCAUGUUAAUUCAGUCUAUAAAAUCAAUUACAGGUUGAGUGGGGCUUGGUCCAAAAUAGGUGAGCUGUUGUUGGGCUGUAAUUGGCCAAUGGUCACAUAUUGUGAGCCCUCUGCUAAACCUCUCUUGGCUCAAUCCCCAUCACAUACUUUAUUGCAGACCUCUUUCUCAUGUACACAUACCUACAGAGCUAUGGGUGGGAAAAAAAUACAACUUUCAGCCAAAAUCAGGAGGAGAGGGAGAGAGGAAAAUUGUGAAAUUGUGAUUGCACCUCACGCUAAGCCAUAACAUGGCUUGCUGGCUUAGAGUUUAGUGUAAUGUGUGUUUACAGGCGGGUGUAGCUUAUUGGAAAAGUUGUGGUUGUACAAUGGUCUGGUGUGAUGGGUGAACCUCAUCUAGGUGAGAACCUCCAAAUGAACCAAAUAGGAAGAAACGUGAACAGACUAUGAGCAGAAUAUGAAGGAAUCGUUGCCUUCUCAGUCUGAGAAGAACAAAAGGAGGAAGUAUUCUGUGGCUCUAGUGAUCCCCUUGACCUCAGACCCUUACACUUUUUUUGUAUUUCCCUUUUCUUUGUACAUCCGUGUUGUUGGGGCUGGUCUAUUGUUGGCUUUUUAUUUCUUUCUCUUUUUUUACACCGCUCGUUUCUGAUUCUGGAGCAUUUGGGCUGACUUCUCGGGUUUUUAUUUUGUACAUUUGUAAAUAUUUGUAUGUUGAAUGUUUGGAUGUACAUUUUUAAACUUGAAAAAGCUGCAAGCCAAGCCAUGUUUGGAAAGGUGCCCCUAAUGCAUCGGGUUUUUUUUUUUUUUAAAUUGGGAAUAUGGAGGGAGGUGGGAGGAGAGAAAUGAAUCUAAACUUCUUAUAUUAUAAAGUCCCUGUUCCAGUCAAAUGAAGCCAGAGCGGAGAGGGGGAAAAUUAUCUCAGUGAGUCAACUGGGAUUUCCGUUCCUCCCGAUUUUAAAAUUUCAUAUGGUAUAUAUGUACUACGGUUGCUGUUUUUUCUUGUUACUUAUUCCCAGGGCUGUGUGUAAUCUGCACUGAAUAAACAUAUACACCAAAUCUCCACCAAAAA